GCAGUUACCAUGGUUAUCCCUGGCCCCUGAGGAUGGAGUAUGAAGUGCCCGAGCAGCUGUGGACCUGUGAUUCCUGUACCCUUACCAAUGGUGAGGGAAGAGAUACAUGUACAGUCUGUGGGAGGGAAAGACAGCUGUUUCCUGGACAACACUGUCCCCCUCUGGAGCCCCGCAAUAUCAGAGAUGGGGCAACUAGUCAUACAAGUCCUCUCUCACCGCAGGGAGGAGUCAGACCAAAAGUUUUGACAAGUAAUUCUAAAGUUCCUCCCCCUAGACCCUCCCCUCUUGGAGGUCCAACUGAUCCUAUCACUGUUGACAUGGAGACUACACAGGGACAACUUUGGGAUUGUGACAAUUGUGCAAUGAAAAAUGUAAGGGGCUCUGAUAACUGUGUGAAUUGUCGGACACACAAGGAGGAGGAAGUAAUUAUCAUUAAUGAUGACGAUGAGUAUGUUGUCCGAUACAACCAUAUCUCUUCCCCAACUGUUUUGGAGCCUGCAAAUUCCAUGGCUCCAACAAGGAAAUCUGAACCAACAUUGGAGAAGGCUAGCAAGGAAAAACCUGCACCACAGGAAUGGGCUUGUAAACGCUGCACAUUGACAAAUGCUCCUGGUAACAAAAAGUGUUCGUUAUGCGAAACUCCAAAGGAAAUUAAGAUGCCAACCUUAGCUUAUGAUAGAACUGAUGAGUUUCCUACUUCAAGUAAACGAGGUGUCCCAGACGGUAUGGAGUCUGAGUCCCAUAAAAAUAAAAACGGUGUCCAAAGGCAGGUGAAAACUACGAAAGGAAAUGAAUCCGGUGUAAUGCCCAAAACACGUGAUAAUGCUGGAAUAUCACGGAGGUCAAAAUCUGACACUCUAGUUGCUAUGACAGAUGAAUGGGUGUGUAAGUCAUGCAGUUUUUCAUGUAAUCCUUCUUGGAGUGCAAAGUGCACGUGCUGCUUGGUGUCAAGACAGACAACUCCUGCUGGUAGUUCAAGUCCUGCCCAUCAAAGAGCAAGCAGUAUUCCUGUCUCCCCACCAGACAGGCUUUUGAUGAUCAGUCAGUCCUCAAAUAGAGCAGAAACAGGUCACUCAGAAAAACAAUCCCCCAGACUGAAUCAUAAUCCCUUAGGUAAACGUUCAGUAACUAAGUUAAAAUCAGAAGAUGUGAGUUCCCCACCUAAAAGUAAGACAAAAUUUUGGAAUUGCCCUUUAUGUACUUUUCAGAAUCCAAAAACAGUUCUAGCAUGUGGUAUGUGUGGUACUGAAAAGGCAAUGCCAUCCGAUUUACAUUGGAACUGUCCCAAAUGUACUUUAAGAAAUCGAAAAGAAGUGACUGUCUGCAAAGCAUGUGGAAGCAAAAUGAAAAGUGAAACGGAAAACAGCACAGGAAGUAGAGACGGUGAUGAGAUAGGUAUUGAUGUCCAUGCUGGUGUUACGGGCAGUGAAAAGGAUAGCAGUAUUCAAACGCCAAGGCAAUCUCCAGGCGGAAAAAAAAUCGGACGAGAAUCAGGUGUCUCGGAAGAUACAUGUACACAAAAGAUAACUCCAGCUAGAAAGCAACCAGAAAGGAAAUCAAAUUUCCUGGAAGAUUUACAGAGAUUAACAUCGCCUAAAGAGGAGUCAUCUGCGGCAAGUGCUUCUCAUAAAUCCAGUCAAGGAAAGGACAAAACAGACAAAAGUUCUAUAGGAAAAGACAAAAAACUGAAAGGUUCUUUAGGUAAAGACAAACCUGACAAAGGUUCUUUAGGUAAAGACAAACCUGACAAAGGUUCUUUAGGUAAAGACAAUAGUUUAGAUAAGGUUAAAAGUGUAUGGUCUUGUUCUGAAUGUACCUAUAAGAACUCACUAAAUAACACUCAGUGCAAAGUUUGUAGAACACUCCACACAAAGACAGACGUUUCGUCUAGCAUGUCAUUACAACGACAGCAGAGCACACUCAUGGAUGAUAUACGAAAGACAGAAGAAAGCGAUGCUCUGGAGUUGUGGCAGCAUAUUACUUUCUUUUGUCGCCAGCAGAAGGAACCAUUUAUAGAUGACGCUUUCCCUCCUGCUGUUAAAUCCCUGUUUUAUGAUAGUUCUGCACCAUUCACGUCCACAACUGUAAAUUGGUGUCGGCCUGAUGACAUCACAAUGGACCAAGUGGGUGAGGAUGAAAUACCUUGGGCAGUGUACAGGACACCAAUGCCAGAGGACAUUUCACAAGGACUUCUGGGUAACUGUUGGUUCCUGAGUGCAUUAGCAGUGUUGGCAGAGCGUCCAGAACUUGUAGAGAAGAUCAUUCUGACAAAAGACUACUGUCCUCAGGGAGUUUACCAGGUUCGACUGUGUAAGGAUGGUAACUGGCAGAUUGUCCUUAUUGAUGACCUUCUGCCUUGUGACCCAAGGAACAAACUCAUGUUCUCACAGGCCAAGAGAAAACAACUGUGGGUGCCCCUGAUUGAGAAAGCUAUGGCCAAGCUUCAUGGCUGCUAUGAGGCAUUGAUUGCUGGAAAGUCAAUAGAAGGCCUUGCCACCUUGACAGGUGCCCCAUGUGAGAAUAUUGACCUUCAAGAUAACCAGCAAAGAGAAGAAGAUAUUGACCCAGACUUUAUCUGGGCUCGCCUGCUGAGUUCACGAGAUGCUGGGUUCCUGAUGGGAGGGUCCUGUGGAGGGGGCAACAUGAAGGUAGAUGAAGAGCGUUAUGAGUCUGUAGGUCUGAGACCAAGACAUUCUUACUCCAUCUUGGAUGUCAAGGAUGUAGAGGGAAACAGGUUAAUACGACUUCGGAAUCCAUGGGGAAGGUUCUCAUGGAAAGGUGACUGGUAUGAUAACUCGCCUUGUUGGGACACAAUUAGCUAUCAUGCCAAAGAGGAUCUCAUGCUACAUGGUGACAAUGCAGGCAUCUUCUGGAUGUCCCUCAGUGACCUCAUGAUAUAUUUUGACAGCAUUGACAUUUGUAAGGUGCGACCUGAUUGGAGGGAAACUAGGAUCAAUGGGACUUUGCCAUCCAAUGCCAGAGAGUCUUUCAAAAUGGUGAAGCUAACAGUGUUCUAUACAUCUGAAGUGGAGAUUUGUCUGUUCCAGGAAGGAAUGAGGAGUACUAAGACAGAGAGUAAGAACCCAGCUGACCUCUGUGUGCUGAUACUAAGAGACUCGUCAAACACCACCCAGGCGUUUGGUCCCCUGGUGGAGAGUAGCCAGAGACAGAUCCGGAGUUUUGUUGGCUGUAGUAAGAUGCUGGAGCCUGGGGAGUAUAUUCUUGUCCCUUUGGCCUUCAACCAAUGGACUCUCAGUACAAAGCCAGUAGUGAAACAUGAAUUUGUGCUGACAGUUCAUAGCUCUAAAGCUCUGAUGGUGGAAGAACUGGAUACAAAACCUGAUAAGUAUCAGUAUGCUAUGGCUAGUGCAGUAAUGGAGCUUGCUGUGGCCAAGGGCAAACGUGAGGGUGUGAGAGAGACUGUGACGGUUUACUCUCUCAUGCACGGCUGGUCUGGAGGAUUUUUUGUCGUGGAAAAUCGAAAUGCUGACCGAUGUCUCCACAUCAAGUGUGAUUGUACAGAGAGUUCUAAUGUUGUGUCAACUCGAGGGGUGCUCAAAACUGCUGAUUGUAUUCCACCACUGCACAGACAGGUGUUGAUGAUACUGAGUCAGCUGGAGCGCAGUGCCCCCUACCAUCUGUCUCGUCGACUUCUACAUCGUAUGGAUCGUGUACCAACUGGACUUGGGGACUGGGCGUCACCUGGUGUGAAUCAUGAUCCUCUACUCACAGCUCAUGUGAUGGGCCUCCAUACACCACGACCCCUGUAACCUGUCAAUCAUUUCAAACCUCGAUCUCAUGUCUGUCUAUCUAUCGGUCAAUGAAAUGUAAAGAUAGGACAAAUAUGAAGCAAGGGUCAACCAACACCACACUUUAAUUGAAAUACCUGGAAAUCUCUUCAAGGAUGUUGUUGAGUAUUUGUUUUAGAACACAGCAAACUGAUAUGAUCAUACUCCUCUUUGAAUAUUUUGAAGCACUUUGAUAUUAAAAUUUAAAGAAAAAAUUCUUUAAUUUAAUUUAAGUUUAAUUCUACAACAUAUAAGUUAGUGGAAGCCUGACUCAGUGAAAGGUAACAACUUCGGCAGGGAUAAAAUUGAGUUAUUGAAAUCAGGUAGUUAGAGUGGUCAAUUUUCAUAGGUGCAGCCAUCCAAAAAAGGCACUAGUCAUAUUUAAUGGGUAGAGUGAAUUCCAGUGGAAAGAGUUCUGUUUAUUAGGUAGAGUCAUUUCCUAUCUGGAGGAUUAAAUUUUUUUAAAGUCAUAUUGGGAUGAGAAGAUUUUAAUAGGUCGAGUCCAUCCAUGACAAGGAGAUUCUAUUUUAAUUUUAAUGAGUCAGUUUACAGUUGGAAGAUUUCAUUUUAACUUUUAGAGUCCAUUCACAUUGCAUGAUCUUGACAUAAGUUAAAUAAGUCAAAUCUCAAUUCUAAGAGUUUGAGUUAAUUAGUCACAUUAGUGUAGGAGAAGUAUGUUUCAAGUCAAAAUGGGAGGAGACAUUUUAUCUAGAGGUCAAUACAUGUAUGUCAAGUCACAGCAGAGGGAUUCAAAUUUAAUGGGAGAAUGUACAAGUAAUUCAGAGUCUUUUCAUCCCCCAAUCCCCCCUAAACCCCAACCGCACCCUCACUCCUGCUUCAAACAAUGACAAUGAGCCUUUGUUUAGAAUGUAUGAGGGAUAGACUAAAUCGAUGGAGUAGUCAGUGUACAUUGUAAGAUGUAUGAAUAACAAUGAGUUUGAUUUAUGAAUACAUUCUUGCUGAAAUGAAGAUAAUUUUAGUAUCAAUUAUUGACAUGUUUUAGUGUACAAAUUAAGCCAUGUUUUAGUUUACAAAUUAAGCCAUGUUUUAGUUUAGUAUCACAAUCACUUGCCUGUUUAAACACGACCACACAUUUAAGUAGAAAUAGUGACACAAUUUAGUAAAGAGACAUUUUUUAAUUUGCCUGGUGAUAUGAACUGCAGCAUUUUUGUUGUUGACAAAUUUUCCUUAUUUUUAUAGUUAAGCACAGAAGGUCUGCAGGUGCCUUUUUGAUACUUUUAAUUGUUGUUAUCAGUCUUAUCUUGUAGUAAUGUGAACAAUCAAUAGGUAGAUAAAACUGUGGAGGGUAUGAUACAACUUUAAUGUAAUUCUGACCUGCUGAAGUUUUAAUCAAUUUUUUGAUAAAUACUGAGUAUGUAUUAUACCAAUUAUAGACACACCAAGUGCUUUCCAAGAUCAGAGAGAUGCUGGGAAUACACUAUUAAGUUUCAGACAAGCUAUUCUGUACUUAAUGUUUUUAUUUAGGGACAAAUAAAUGCUGAUAAUGUCAUUCUAACUAUAUGAAAUCUAGCAUCAUUCUAUCGAUUCAAUUGUUAAUCUAUCAUUUCAUGAGAGAAAUCUAUGUUAGGAGCUGAAUAUAUGUAAAAUCACAGGGACUCUAGUAAUUUGGUUUAGUAUUUCAACUUAUUUGCUUUUGUAUCUUAUUUCUGCAAAUGUUGCUUUUGGAAAGCUCAUAACUUUUCUGAUACUAGUAAUAAUACAUUGAGUAAUAUCAAACUAAAUACCUGUGGUUAUCUGUUAAUGGAAAACUCAUAACUUUUCUGAUACUAGUAAUAAUACAUUGAGUAUUAUCUAGCUAAAUACCUGUGGUUAACUGUUGAUGGAAAGCUCAUAACUUUUCUUACACUAGUAAUAAUGCAUUGAGUAAUAUCAAACUAAAUACCUGUGGUUAUCUGUUGAUGGAAAACUCAUAACUUUUCAGAUACUAGUAAUAAUACAUUGAGUAUUGUCUGGCUAAAUACUUGUGGUUAUCUGUUGAUGGAAAGCUCAUAACUUUCAGAUACUAGUAAUAAUACAUUGAGUAAUAUCAAACUAAAUACUUGUGGUUAUCUGUUGAUGGAAAGCUCAUAACUUUUCUGAUACUUGUAAUAAUACAUUGAGUAAUAUUUAGCUAAAUACUUGUGGUUAUCUGUUGAUGGAAAGCUCAUAACUUUUCUGAUACUAGUAAUAAUACAUUGAGUAUUGUCUGGCUAAAUACUUGUGGUUAUCUGUUGAUGGAAAGCUCAUAACUUUUCUGAUACUUGUAAUGACACAUUGAGUAUUAUCUAGCUAAAUACCUGUUGUUAUCUGCAGAGAUGUGUUGUAUCAUAUGACCACAAUAUGACUGACUUCACUGUAUAGUGAUAUUGAAAUACAUUACUUGCAUUCCUCUUUUUUUAGAAAUUGUUUACAAAAUGUUAUCAGUUUCACUUGAUUUUUUAUGUUUAUAAUUACGGCAUUCAGUGUUUCAUUAUUAAUUUUUGUAAUUAAUUGUUACCAUGUUAAACUGCAAUGACCACAGGUGGUCAGCACAUUUCCUUGGCUGGUCAGUAGUCAGGAAUGGGCUUAUUAAUACUGGUACAGGAAAAUAAAAAAGCAUUUACUCUCAUCUGUUAAAAAUAUAGAUUAGACACUGUAUGAUAAUUUUGUAUGUUUUAUAUUUUUGUUGAUUUUCUAGGUAUUUUAAUCCGUGAAUUUAUUGUCCCUGAGAUGAUAAAACAGUUAAAAAUUAACACAAUUGUUUUGUACAAAUGAAUAUAGUGAUUACUUUUGAUCCUCAAAAAACAAGAGCCAACAAAGUCAUAAAUUUUGAAGAAUCAUGAAAUUUAAACCUUACAGAUAUCUUUUGAUUUUACGGUAUGGAUCGGCUUCUUGCUGUUUAAAUAUGUAAAGUGAUAUUUCUUGCCAGGUAAAGUUUUAUCCUACCUGUUGUUAUCAAUAUCAUGAGGUUGUUAUCAAAGUUGCAAUGUGAUUACUGCAUAGUUGGAAAUUUUUGCGGGUUUACAUUGUUGAUUUUUUUUAUCGGAGAUGUCUGAUUUUUCAGAAAUGUUAAUCUUUGCUGGUUCUCCAUGAGCAUAUUUUCGUUUUAAAGGUCCCAGAGUCGAGCCUGAACAAUAACACAGCUUUUCUUGUACUUUUAGUUUUUAUUUCUAACAAUAUUUCUGGUUCCUCUCGCACCAGCACUUAUGUUGUUUAGCUGCUGAAAGGAACACUCACUGAAUGCAGUCUGGAUAGAAAAAAUGCAGAUGAAAUUAAUGAUACAUUUAUUAUAUAAAUUUUUUUUUUUUUGUCAUACCAGGUCUGCAUUCAGCAAAACAUUCUUGUAAAGGCUUCCCUUUUGUACAGCACAUAUAAGUAUUACUAUCACAACAUUGUUAUUAACCUUUUUGUGUUUAACAAGUAUUUGUGUUCAUUUUAACAUGUUCUUUAAUUUGAAAUGUGUUACAAAAUGAUAUUGAUGAAUUCAGUCCCCUUUACUGCCCUCUGUUGGUGACUGUUUAAUUACAAGAUUAGAGAUUUCAUUAUAAUUAAAAUUAUAUAAAAUACUGCCAAACAAACUUAGAUACUGACUGUAUCUGGUUCCAUUUGACCAUACUCAGAAAUAAUUAUUUUAAAACACUCCAUUACUACCUCCAUUUUCCAGGUGUUUCAGUCAUACAUAUCGGAAAUCAUUCAUCUGAUACUGCAUGUAAUUACACACAAGUUAUAUGGAUGUGUAAAUUGUUAUCAUUUUCAAAUCUUUAAUUUCCAUUACGUAAAAACUUGCCAGAACUUUGUUUCUCUUAUGGAGAUAUGGAACGAAAUAAAAUCGGGGAGAGCUUAUGUUUUAUUUCAUUUGAUGGUGUUUUUUUCAUGCUUUAAAACACUAACCAAGAACAUUUCAUUCAGGAGUGGUUUAUUUAGAAAUUACACAUCAUAAUUUUGUGUUGUGGUUCCAUGAUAUUAAGCUUCAGGAUACCUUGAAUGAGACCUGUGAUUUUUAUUGUUAAAAAAUUCUUUCUUGAGAAAUUUGUUCACAGCUUUAAAUACCAAAUUAUGUAAUAACAGAUAAAGAGAAUUUAUUUCUUUUUAAGAGACGGAAGAAUUCUGCCACAAGAAACGGUUGUUGAUAUUACAAAUGAGAUUGAAUUAUGCUUUUUGGUCAUUAUGGAAAUAAGCCUUAUUUUUAAAGCAUGGUGGACCAAAUGAACUGCUGGUGAAAUUGUGUACAAUUUUUAUGGUGGUCAGAGCUUGUCCAUGGGAGACCCCUGUCAUCAGUAAUUGUUGACAUUAGGAUUCGUAUCGGAAGUGCAUAAUAAUGUUUUAUUAAAGGCAUCUUUAGUGAUGACAAGUAAGAUUGCAUUGGAUUAGUUCCAUUUACUUUGUAGUGCCUGCUUGUAAAGCAUGGAUGUGGGAUAUGUACGCUUCAUCAUGUUUCGGUACUGUUUACCAAUGUUUAAGGUAGAUACGUUUUUGGUGAUAUACAUGUGUUACAUGUAUGUGAUAAGCAUUAUUUUUUCAAAAUAAAAUUUCUU
Messenger RNA from Ylistrum balloti, 8302 nucleotides. RefSeq names its product calpain-15-like. Gene Ontology annotation, molecular function: calcium-dependent cysteine-type endopeptidase activity. The record is from RefSeq and is a predicted model, not a curated record. Gene Ontology annotation, biological process: proteolysis. Gene Ontology annotation, cellular component: cytoplasm. The transcript is spliced from 12 exons. Lineage: Eukaryota; Metazoa; Mollusca; Bivalvia; Pectinida; Pectinidae. The coding region runs from base 33 to 3770 and encodes 1245 amino acids.